This is a messenger RNA of Ostrea edulis (European flat oyster), 1488 nucleotides long. RefSeq lists its product as uncharacterized. Gene Ontology annotation, molecular function: signaling receptor activity. The record is from RefSeq and is a predicted model, not a curated record. The coding region runs from base 274 to 1410 and encodes 378 amino acids. NCBI's taxonomy places the organism in Eukaryota, Metazoa, Mollusca, Bivalvia, Ostreida, Ostreidae. The transcript has 8 exons.
ACUUCCGCUUAUACACUUUUAUCAUUGUCAUGCUUUGCAUUAUUCGAUAUAGCUGCCCUAGACACACUACCUAUAAUCUUAUGACUGAUUGACCCCAGCUGUGCAAUGAUACCAGAAAAUGACAAUUUCUCGGAAUGGUAUCUAUACAUGUACAUCCGUAAUUGUUAGGAAGUUUAUUUCCUUCUUUAUUUUCAGGUCCAAUCAACAAUGCAAGUGAAAUUAGUACUUACAAGUGGAAGUGAAGUGAAGUUGCAACAGCCUAGGAUAUAGAUCAUGACGAUGCCUGCCCUUGUGCUUGGCUGCUUUCUGAUCUGGGGUCCUUGGAUCAAUGCUAAUGGCUUUAUUUUUUACAAAGAACCAGUAGGAGAAAUAACUCCUAUGAACCCACACGCUACAGUGAACGGUACUUUGGAGUUAAACUGCACAGUUUUUGAGGAUUCUGGAUUGAAUGCCUCUCAUCUGUUCUGGAUUGUGGCAAACGGCUCGAGGGCACCUGCAGAAACAAUGACUGCUAGUGGAGAAAGAACCUUAUUGUUAAGAAAAAACAUAACUAGUAUUAAUGAAGAAGGAACGUACAUAUGCAGGAGAAAUGAUGAGACAGACUAUAUAAAGAGUAUUGUGUCCACAAGUCAUUUUCUCAUUGAAUAUGAGCCGGUGAGGGAUGUAACCAACUUUAACUGUAGUUUGGAUGAAACAAAAGAAGAGUUCUAUUGCAGUUGGGAAUUGGGACUGUACAAUCACAUAGCACAUCUCAAUAUCACCAUCGUCAUGUCUCCAAACAAUGGAAUGAGAGUGAUACAUUGUCCACAGAAAGUGAAGGGGCAGGAAAAUUGUAUUUGGACGGCUAAAGAUGAUGCAGUCAUUAAUUCCAUGUCAAAAAGUGUUGUCCUCUAUAUAAACAACAUGGAGUUUAAUGUGGAAAAGUCUUUCAGGAAGGAUUUUACACAUCAGAGAAGAUAUGCGGAGAGACCUACCUCUUGUAGAGCCGGAUGGAUCCACGCUGGAGACUCCUGUUACCUUAUUAGGUCAAUGACGCAAUCGUGGGCAGGUGCACGGUCGGUGUGCGAUUUUUUGGGAGCCAAACUUCUGGUCAUCGAAUCCUCAGCAGAAAACGAACUCAUAAAAAAGGAACUCGCAGCGCUUCGCAUCAACCAUUCUGUAACUGGCAACGGUUCCCCGCUGAAAUAUUGGACAGCGGGGACAGAUUUCCAGAGCCCCGGAACAUUUCUGUGGGGUAAGGAUGGGAACCUGAGCUUCACUAACUGGGCCGGGGGACAACCCCUGACUCACCACUGUCUGGCUCUAGACCCUCAUAACCAUUACGCUUGGGUGGCAGAGGACUGUGAGAAAAGCGCCAACUUUGUCUGCGAAAAACAGCUAGCUGUGUCCCAGGAUUCGAUAGUCGGAUGACGCUGUCAGCAAGUGAUAGUGUAGUGAAUCACGAAAAUUUAUGUAACAAGAUUCAGCAAUAAAACCUACAGAACUCAC